AUGGAUAUCCCCUUCACUUUAUGGUUACAGGUGGAAGAGAUAGAAUGUGAUGAUAAUAGUCGGAUAUUCUCUGGUGCAUCAUAUGCUAUCAAUGCGACAUUAUCGCAUCGUAUUGAUUCCUUAAUUUAUCUGGUGUGCUGGCGACAACAAAAGGUGUCGCCGCUUCCCCCGUUACUGGUAUCCAUGUAUUACCAAGGUCGUCGAUUAAGUGAUAAUGAGACCAUUGGCCAAGUUCUCGAGGUAACAGUACCUUCUAGAGCAACAAACACAGGUGAUUUGAUUAUCAUGAGGAUAGAGCAUGACCUCAUAGGAUUUGCUCCUAGCCAUCCACUUUUGCUCAGUUCGUUUGAAGUAACUUUACAUUGGGUUGACAGUAGUGCCAACGCGAGAUCAUAUACAACUACUGCGAACCUCGCAACGACUUCAGGCCAACUAAAGCAUUCAGUGCGAGAUUCAGGCGUUGUAGAGCGAGGUAGUGAAUUUGGUUUCUUAGUUGAAGGUUCAGACAGACCAACCUGGGACAAUACUUUAAUCUUGUCUGAAAUUAUCGAGUUGGACGUUACACCAUUAAAACCUGUCCAUUUGACUUUAAUAUCGAACACGCAUCUAGAAAUCUCCAAAGGUAAUUUUGAAUUAAAAUUUGUAUCAGAAGAAGUAUUGCACCCAAUUUAUAUCGAGUGUACCUUAAAUCGACCCUUGGAGGUAAUUUACAACGAUUUGUUCGCACAAUUACGGUUCCUCCACAUAAUUGCUGAUUCUGCGGUUCUCAAACUUUACUACGACAAUACCAAAAUUGACGUUACAGAGGGAAACCUAGCCACUUUAGGACUCACUGAAGAAACCUUAAGAGUUUUAAACAACGUGGUAAUAAUGAGCUACAGUAUUCGAGAACAAUGGGAAAAAAGUAAUCAUCAUGACCGUCAACAUCAUAAUCAUACGGGUACCAUAGCCGACGACAACAGUUCCAUAACGUCACAUCAGGGGAAUCAAAUGGACGACGAAACCUCCCAUCCAAUGGAAUCAACUACUAGAGAAAGGGAUACAACUCUGUCACCUAUAGCGCUAGAUCAAUCCGGCUUUACUCCCAUGAAGGUGCCUUCGCCCAUUGAUACAGUGGAUAUACCAGAGGAAGAGGAGGAGGAAAUGGAUUUGGUGGCAAAACACCCGUUACCUUCGAUUGCACAUUCAGCUCAAUUGCCUGAUGAUUUCACUACGAAUAACAGUCUGACGUACAGUUUAACGAGCCAUGACAACGAGGGAAGAAUAAUAUCCAUGUAUUGUCAGCCGAGUUCAGUCGACUUGAGCCAAACGGAUGACAACAAUGCCAGUAAUCAUUCUUCGCCCGCUCCACCGCCUUCACAACCACAGUCAAAUUUACUAGAUUACUACGACGAUGGACGAACUUUGGAAAGGACGGUUUCACUUUCUUCACUUGAGAGGAAUCCGUCAGAUUAUUUCGUACCCGUUGUGCCGCCCUUCAAGCUUACAUACAAGGAUGAAACACUUUUGUUGGAUAUUUCAGAUGUCAUUGUUGUUCCUGGCACUGAGCCUUAUGCUCUUAUUAGUCCUAGGAGUAUUCAUAAAGUCAAGGGGUUUUUGGAUCUUAAUAGUUGUCCAAGAAUCGAAGUGAUUCCCGAUUCCUUAAAGAGCAACGAUGAGCUUCAACGGACAAAUGGCUCUACGACGAGUAGUUUCGUACGAAUGUCCUCUCAUAGUCCAUCUCUUGCACAAGAGGAGCAUGAAUCACGUACCGACAUUCCCACUCCGACCACUGUUGAGGAAAUAGUCAAUGAUAACCCACCUCCGCCAGAAGUGGCUGAACUCGAUCCUCCGGUUGUACCACCCGUGAACUAUUUUGCUAUUGUUAUUAACGAUAUACGAAACAUCAGUGCGGGAAUUAUAGGAUCAGCCAUAAUUUGGUAUUUUAUUGGUGUUAAUCUUAAUGUAGACGUGUGGCAGUUGGUUCUCGUCUACUUGAUAUUUCUGGUUAUGCAUGUCUCCGUGUAUUUUACAAAAUACAUCGACACUCUUGCUGCUAAUGAUAACUUGUCAACUAUGCAAAAGGCAUUGCUCGCAUAUCUUCGGUUGAUCCACACCAUAGUUAGUAUACCUUCUAGUAUGGCCACUCCACUUAUUAAUUUUGCAUGUUAUGAGAGGUUGGAUUAUCAACGAGUUAUUGACCAGAUCGAAGGGAAUCUGGUAAUUUUGUUCAAGCAUAGACUUAGAGAAAUGGCAGGUAAUUUUGUAUUAUUUGUGUUGGUUAUGUUCACAUCGCUUCAGGAACGUAUUACACGGGAAUUUGUCUCACGACAAAUUUUGGAAGCCGGAUACGUCAAGUAUGAAAUCAGAAAGUUGAAGGCCAGUCCUAAAUGGGAACUGGCAAUAGAGGAGAAGGAUAUUUACAGAAAAUUAAUAGAUGUAUGUGAGGUUGGAUCAAAUGUCACUGCUGAACGUCAAAAGGAGUACCAGUAUCUAAUAGGCUAUUUAAUCUUGUGUCACGGAAUAUUGAAUCCAUCCGGGAAAGCCAUAGAGGAAUGGAUCCGUUUGGUCGGGCUCGCCGAUGCUAAGUUGGGCGAGGAAUUGAGGAAUGUUCACAAUAAUCCAGAUGGGUACGAAAAGGUUAACAAUGUUAUCGAAGAGAGUGAAUUGAUUUCUAGGGGAGAAACUCACUCCACGGGUACAGAGGCAAGAGUAGAGAUUGAGGCUGUGACAGACGAAAAUCUUUAA
Lizanozyma spartinae is the source of this 2727-nucleotide messenger RNA. RefSeq lists its product as uncharacterized. NCBI's taxonomy places the organism in Eukaryota, Fungi, Ascomycota, Pichiomycetes, Serinales, Debaryomycetaceae. The coding region runs from base 1 to 2727 and encodes 908 amino acids. The record is from RefSeq and is a predicted model, not a curated record. The transcript has a single exon.